AGGACUCUUUUUUAAUUUUACUACGUUAUAUAUGUAUUUAUAUUCAUAAUGAACACGAGUAUAAUAAUUACGUCUGUGUCGAUCGUGUCAUGUACUAUAGUAUUACCUACAAUAAUGAAAUCUCCUUUGAUUAAUACUUUUUCUUUGGCUAUCUUAAAUGUAGACUUCUGCCAUGUAGAGCUUGCGAUAGUGUAUUGACGAAGGGGAAAGAUCCAACCGUUGCCUUGGCAACGUAGGGCCAAACAUUUCCCUAGCAUGAGAAAAUGUCUGAGACGCAGAAUGUUCCAAGUGAGAAGUGUCAAAGCAAAUGUUAAGGUUGCCAUAUACAAGAGAAAAACCAUUUCUGAUUUUGACAUUUUGGUUUACAUUUUGGUUGAUCAUGGAGGUACCGCAGACCUUUCGAAGAUGGGCGAAAAAGCGCCUGAAGGAGGAAUUCGAAGGAGUCAUCGAGGAAGGACUGGAGGCCAAAGAAGAGCCUCAGGAGAUCGCUCAGCGAGUGAUAAACUCAAAAUACAUGGCAGCACUUCUGAACUCAACAAAAGCAGCUUUCGCAGAGCACGGGGUAUCAAGAUCUCGCUCUGAAAUGUCUUGCGAGUUCCAGCCUCAGUCUUCGGUGUCCAUUGGCAGCGAUCUCUCUGGAGACGACUGGUGUCCUCUGAAGAAUCAUACCGAUCGAUAUAGUUACAUCUUUGCCAAGAUCGAUUACGAUAAACCAGUUCACGUGAGGCUUGCUGGGUACGAAGCGUUAUUAAAGAGUGACCCGAGUGGCAUAGGCAGUACCGACUUGUGGGAAGUGCUGCUGAAAACACUGCGUGAUGGCAUCGCAGACACCAGCCGACCCAUCUUCGAGGCCAGUUUGCAGGUGCACGCGAAACUCCUAAAUGGUCCACACUCCCACGAGACUUGCGCAAAUCUGUUAACAGCUUUCAAAGCUCAGUACCACUCGAAGAAACUGCACGACGCCCUGCCAACUGUCACGUCUGGUAUUAACUUAAAAAUCUUCCAGCACGAAAAGUUGUUUCGCAUCGUGCAUCUGAUUGUUCGUUACCAAGAGGAGAUUCUGAAGACCAUAAGGGGCAUCGAUAAGACUAUCGAGGAAACAAUUGAUCAAUUUGUGACGUUCCUAGGCUCGCAGACCAGUGUACCAUUGAUUUCAAUCCAAACUAGGACUCUGACCCCUCUUAAUAUAGUUUCGGUGCUCGAGCCCCAAGCAAAGUGGAGCAGAAAGUGGAUACAUGGCUUGGCCACGAGGAGACCUCUCAUCUCAGCACUGAACAAGUCUCCAAACCUGCUGCGACAGAUGAUUCUGCUUGCUCAAAGUGGACUUACAAAGCCUCCAUUAUCGGUAUCGCUGUCUAUCCAGGACGAACCAUCGGAAGCGUACAUCUCUGGAGACACCGUCGAAGCCAUGACUUACAUCCACUGCCUGACAUUCCUUUCGCAGCUUUGCGGUAACGCAGCAGGUCAAGAAUUACUUUCAGAGAGCCAGCUGGAUGUUUCUUUCUCCCCUUCUGAAUUUCUAAUAGCUUCGCUGAGUUCUCUGAACCACUUGGCUUCAUCGGAGACACCAAAGGGAAUAUACGAAGCGUGUCGAGCAGCACUGCGACACGUUUUGGAUAAGCCAACGGUCCUCUUCGAUAGCAGAUUCUACCACGUUGCCCUCAGUCCAUUAAUUCGUUGCACCGAAACAGAACCAAAACUGUGGCCACACACGUUGGAUGUCAUGAUGCACACUUUAACAACUGUCGAUGGUCUCUGGUUCAUAAUUUCUGAGUAUCGAGUAGGGUCUGCUAGUGUUGAGCAGAUCACCAGCUCCCCAGCCGUUGCCAUUUUGGAACAUACGUCGAAUUUACUUCACCAGCCUUUCUCUGUCAUGGAUGUCGAAUGUGUCAUCGGUCUCUUCAAAUUCCUGGAAAACUUGUUCGAGGCAUACGAUGUCUUCGAUGUCUUGCAAGAGUCGUUGAAACGUCACUUUUUCCCUGCUGUGACGUAUCUGUAUAAUAAAAUGAACAAGUACUGUAUCAAGAAUGAGACUAAGAUGCAGAGUCUUCAUAGUGCAACAAGGAGAAUAUUACUGAAGAUAAGCUCCAUCCCUAUUGGCCUGUACAUGUUAUCCACUGAACCACUAGUGUUCGAAGAACUGAUCCGAAGCUCCAUCGUACCGUUAAGAUCCUCCUGGAGUUCUAAUGACAUUAUUGGCUUCGUGGCCUCCGCUGCAUUCUUCAAAACAGGGUUCCAAGUACUCUCCGAUCUGGCACCGCAGGCCAUGUCGACACUACUGACCGAUCUGCGUACAAUUCUGGAAGAUCCUCAUCAGUUCUACGAUCCAUGGAAUGAUCCUCACGUCAUGAAGUUCCUACAUAUAGUUAGUUUGCUCUCCCUCAACACUAAAUGUUUCAUGGCAUUUCUUGUGAACUCUGGGGACAGCGAUGAGACCGAGUAUCCCAAAGAUUUGUUCCAGCUUUUGCAACAUUCUCUGGAUUUUGACUCGACUUAUCAUUACCUGGCUCUUCGAACCCUGAACGAAGUCAUUUGGAACUUGGACAUUCACAUCUACUUGGAAAAUAUGCUCGAUUUUCAGAGUGAACUAUUAACUCUUCAGAAGAAUUGUACUUGGGAGACCGAAGAGGAUGGUAACAUAAAGCUUGGCUUUGUCAUCGAUGAAUGCAGUUCUUUGCGUCACGAAAUUCUCCUGCGCUCUUACUACGUUAGAAACCUGCACGAUGAGUGUACGAAGAAUCAGGAGCAGUAUGAAUUGUUUUCACAGUUUCCUCCGUCACAGAAAUGCUUAGAAACAUUAGACGAUGCCGAAGCAGCAUCUUCUUCGGAGCUUGAUUUAAUUCUUCAGAAAAGUAAGCCUGGCUUACGUGACAGUGGUUGGAUAUCGGAAGUCAGGAAAGCACAUAAGAACUCAUUGGGUCCAGUAAAGAAUUCAACACUGAUUGGGUUGCUGGAUCAGAUACAGAAUGUCAUCCCUACAUCGGAGUGGGUAGACGACUAUAAGUGGCCAGACAUCGACGACUGCGAAAAGGAUUUUUUCUUUCCUGAAGAAUUACACGGCAUUGACUUGGCUUUGCAUUAUGCAGAGCUAAAUGGAACUCUGGAAAACACACCACAGGCGAAGAAGGAAUUGAAAGUAUUCAUAAGAAGUGCCCACAGUUUUAUAAAAUACGAAGCACCGAAGAAAUUCGAGAGCUUCGACUGGUUCCUAGCGACGAUCUUCAUGAUCUGCACUGGAAACAUGGAAAAAUGCAAAGUAUUCGUGACACGACUCAUUCGAUGCCCAUCGGCAGUCUUUGUAUGGCAAGCACUGGGUCGAACAGUGGACCAAAAGAAUGUCGCAGAGGCUAGCACUCGGUUUGUCUUGAUACACCUUUUGAGAAGCAUCGUAAGCACCGAGUUCCCUGCUGUUAGACACAACUUAAAGAAUGAUUUAGGAUUGGACUGGUGGAUGGUCUGCGACAGGCUAUUGUCACAAUGCUUCUGGGGAGUACUGUCCUGGACAGAGAUCCUACACUUUCUUAGCAUUUGUAUAUUAUAUCCAUCGGAUUACGUACUCUAUUAUUGCGCUUCCCUACUUCACCACUGCCAGCGUACCAUGUUACAAAAUACCACAGAUGGUCAGAUGUGGCCGGAACAUAUGAAUCUCGAGGAGUACCACUGUCACGAACAAAUCCUUUUCAUGGAUCGUUUGUGUAAAAGGCAUAGGAAUAAAGUCUUGCCAAUUCUAUCCCAACGACAUUUGGACGUUUCGGAGUAACGAAUGAUAAUUUAUGGAUCACUGGGAGCAGUUAUGAUAAUGGUUUAUCAAUGAAAUUGGUCCCGAUAACAAACUUUGGGCAAUCGCAGGGCACGGAAAAAGAAACACCAGUUCCCACAGCCAAUCGCCAGUGCUUCGGCAUCAUUUAUGUUCAAUAAAAAAUUGGAACAGAAGGAAUACAUUUAACAGAUC
Orussus abietinus is the source of this 3952-nucleotide messenger RNA. Its product is annotated as protein broad-minded. The record is from RefSeq and is a predicted model, not a curated record. Bases 308 to 3760 code for a protein of 1150 amino acids. The transcript is spliced from 11 exons. Lineage: Eukaryota; Metazoa; Arthropoda; Insecta; Hymenoptera; Orussidae.